This is a messenger RNA of Mercenaria mercenaria, 8175 nucleotides long. RefSeq names its product protein cramped-like. Lineage: Eukaryota; Metazoa; Mollusca; Bivalvia; Venerida; Veneridae. The record is from RefSeq and is a predicted model, not a curated record. Gene Ontology annotation, cellular component: nucleus. Gene Ontology annotation, molecular function: chromatin binding. Bases 208 to 3753 code for a protein of 1181 amino acids. The transcript has 20 exons. Gene Ontology annotation, biological process: pattern specification process.
UUGAUCAAUUAGUCAAAUAAACAAUUUACUUUGAUGAUUGAAAAUUGUGCAACGCUAGUGGACAGCUCUGAUCACAUGACCUAGAUUUUUGGUUAGGCUGUUGGAAGAAGAUGAAUUCAGGUGACGGCGCAAACCAGUUAUUUCAUUUCGUGUAAAAUGGAAGGAAAUAACAUUCUUCAGCAGAUUAAUUCCAAUCCCUGUAUCUAAAUGCCUCCAAGAAAAAGAAGACAGAGCGCUCAGGGCGAAGAAAUUUUGAAAGAAAACGUUGAAGGGGCUGUGUCACCAGUAGGGGUUGGGACAGAAAGCGGAAAACAAGUAAAGAAUGUGCCAAAAACACCAGAUACAAACAGCCAACCAGAAAGACGACUGACUGCAAGACAACAGUCAAAGCAGGAUGCAUUACAAGAAAGUUAUUUGGCAGGGAAGUCAAAAGAUCCUGCUGUGCCAUCAACAUCAGCUGCAGAAACAAGUGCGAAACAGCCCACCCGAUUCAGUACACGUAUUGUUAAAAGGCCCAGAAGGGAUUUAAGCCCUCCGGAAUCACCAGUGAAGAAAGGUAAGAAGGUAGCAGCUGUACCUCCUGUGACCACCACUCCAGAAACAAAAGGAAAACGGCAAUGGGAACUGUGGAGUGUAGAGGACAAGGAUAGCUUCUUUGAAGGUCUUUGUGAGUAUGGUAAGGAUUUUGAGAGUAUUCAUAACCUGAUUGUUAACAAGUGUAAAAAGAAGGGAGGAGUGUUGCCUAUCACUGUGAAGAACAAGGAACAAGUCCGGCAUUUCUACUACCGAACAUGGCACAAGAUAUCAAAGUUGAUACAACCAGUCGAAGAUUUGAAGAAAGAUAUUCAGGAGUUGUAUGGUCUGAUCAGCUACAGUGUUCUCAGAAAGAAAUUGAGAGGAGGUGUGAAUCCAAAUGACAAGAACUGGCAGAAACUGAAUGAUUUGGUGCAUCAGGGAAUUGCCACAAUAAAAGUUAAAGGAAAAAGAAUAAGAGUGAAGACACCAGUCUGCAGUGCAUUGAAGAAGCUGAACUGCUUUGAGGAACCAAAAAGAGAUCCUGGUGCAAAAGUUCCAGAGAAAAUCCGUGUUGAGUUCCGUCCAAAGACGAACAUAGCCUGGCAGCAUGUGCAAGAUGUGUCCCAUAAUCCUCGUGUCAGAGUGACAGUACGUUCAGAAAGGCAUUUACAAUCACUGGUGAAAUAUCUCGAACAAAAAUGGAAACCUCCAAGAUUAAAACUUAGAGAAAGUCUUACAGAUGGUGAACAAGGCUGUGAAGAGUUUCGUGUAUAUCCGCAUCGAGACAGCACAUUGCGCAACAUCAGUAUGGAGGCUAUAGAUGAACCCGUGCUACAGUUCUGUCUCAACAAACACUGUAAAGAUAACAUAUUUAGUCCUAGUACAAGUAAACGGAAGAAGGAUAAGGAAGUGCCUGUAAAGACUUCAAGUGUUUGUACAAACACAGAAAACUCACCUGACUCAAGCAAAGCUGUGAUAUCUGAACCUUGUUGUGCUUGUAAUGACGCAUGUAAUAAUUGUGCUUUUAAAUGUUUGAAGAGUUGUGGACCUUCGAAUGAUCUCGUUAAAUCCUGCGCUAGUAAAGACGCUGUUAAGUUGUGUUCUUGUAUGUGCAAUAAAGACAAAAUUGGGUUGGAGAAGCAUUCUCUCGAAAAAGUGAUUGAUGGCAGCAAUUUUAUGGAAGGUGAAGGUCAUAAAGACCCACCAGCUAGAAGUUUGUUUAGUGCCAUAACCGAGUCGAGCAAAAGUGUGAAAAUUCCCAGUGACGUUAGUGAUAUCAAAUGUGUUCUUGCACAAAAUGAAUCUCCAAAAUACAGAUCUGAUGAAGUUACGCCUUCUUUAUCAAGUUCAAGGACGUUUUCUGUCCCCGAUCUUAGUGAAAUGGUUGAUGGGGAAAAUGCGAUGUUUCCCGACACGAUUGGCGACAACUGUCAGGAAGCCUCUAUAGAAGUUACCGUUUCAGAGAAUAACUCUGAUGCUAAAGUUGAACAAGAUGUGGAUGGUAAUGGUUGUUUUGGUGCGACCAAAUAUGUUCCAAAUGUAAUAACUUCCGGUGAAGUUGAGAAAAAUUGUAACAAAAAUAUGGCAAAUGCAGAAUCUAGUCAAACAGACUUUGAAAAAGUGUUUAAGGGUAUGCUAGACAAUGGUUGGGGUGUUGAUGAAGGAGAUAAUUUAACACUGGCGGAGUUGUAUCUUAUGUUUGGAGAGGACGGUGAACUGAAGUUUGAAUACGAUUGGGUCAGUCUGAGACGGGAGGCUGAACUGCUACAAGAGAAACUGCUUAUUAACUUAAACAACAUGUUGAGAAGACUGUCACAUCUUGCCAUGAUCGAGUUCACUGAUUUUACGAAGAGUUCAGGAGCUAACACAACCUGUCAGCUGUGUGGACAGUCCCCAAGCAAAAAAUCACAUGGGCGGGGCAAGGACAAGAGCCCUGUGGGAUCUGCCCGGGCUUCAAAACCAGGGAAAGAUGCAUCUACACAGACACAGGGUUUAAGGCUCAAUCCUACCCUGAUUGGUCCAGGUAUUUCAACACCUGGACAGAAUGGUGUGUUCAGAAUACCAGUUUUACCGGCACCUGUACAUUCACAACCGAAAACAACCACGACUGUCGUCACACAACCAAGUAAAGAACAGUUAGCAAGAUACAAUCCUACACAUAAUACUACACAGAAGCAGCUGAUGAGGCCACGAAAAUUAAAACCGAUGUCUCGGUCUCGGCCUGGGACAGCUGGUAGUUUGGUUCAAAGAACGAUUUUGCCUAAAAAUUCUGAAUACAUCACAAUUAUUCCAAUGAUGCCUGGAACACAGAUCCCUAAUCCCUCACCCGAGAAAACUACAACAGAAACCAUUGUAGGCCAUCCGAUCAAUGGCAUUCAGAAACAUCCGAUUACUGUCAUGCCAUCUUCACCGAGUGUCUCUGUAUCUAUGAGAAAUCCAGUGCUUUUAGGAUCACCAUCUGUUACAACAUCACCAUCCACAGAUACGUCAGGACUGAUGGAGAUGUCGUUAUCCCCAGAAGGAGAUCAAACAUUGCUUAGAAUACCUGCUGCCCAUCUUGGUUCUAUGUCACAAGAGGCAUUAAAGGCGGCAGGUCUAUCGACAAUGCCUGGUACUCCGAUAUCUGUUCCCAUCUCUGUAUCAACCACGCCAGUAACAAUGCAUGCAGGAUCAUACAGUUUGCUCGCUACAUCAACUGCAGUCACCAAUGCGAAGGGUUCUCUGAGUCCACCAAAUCUUUCAGCCUUGUUGGAUAUUUCACUGCCUACAGGGGAUCUAGAAACAGAUACAACAUUCAGUGGUUUACUGGAAGACAACAAGACGCUGACUCUGGACCCAGGUUUGACCACUCCACCAAUCGGUGCCAUCACAGAACACCAACCGCAGAAGUCUGAGGGGUUGCAUAGUCCUCCAGUGCGAUCCUUGUUCCAGACAUCACCAACACCAGACCAACAGUGGCUUACGGGGGAUGUGCAGGAUUUAUCGCUGUCCAGUUUUCUUGAUACUCCGUCCAGACCUGCAACAUCCAGUUCUGGUUCAAUGUUUAAUCCUAACAUGCCUAUGUCCCUAUUUAAUGAGAAUUCCAGAGAUUUCCAGUCACAUAGAAUCGAUGUUGACACAACAUUACAAAGUAUGAUGAAUGAGAGCAGUAUGGAUUACGUGAAGAAAUUUGCCGACCUUGCAGAACAAAUUGUACAGAAUGACUCGUCCACUGAACACACGAAGAAACCGGUUUAAACCGUUACAGAAUGUCGUUAGUUAUACUAAAGUACAUGUAUUUAACAACACCACGAAAUACAAUCGGAUGAAAAUGUCAAAAAACAAUGACCAAUACUUGUCCAAUUUUUUACUAGCUGUUGCGACACCAUCUCCCCAUAUAAAGAAGUCCAAAAAAAAGUACAUUUUAUAAAUAUCACAUGCAUAUAAGGGGGCUGGAUUGGAGAUUAAUAAGAGAAUAGUGAGAUCAGAUCAUAUUAUUUUUCAAGGGUUUAUAAUACCAGUAAACAGUCACUGCUUGAUGAUGAGAUGAAUAUCCAAGUUUAAGGACCUGACAAAAGUGAUAUUGACUGAGGCUGAAGUGAACAUCACCUUGAACAGGACUUUCUAGUUCAUGAGACUCUUUUUUACGGACAACCAAUCCAUUAUACUGCCCCUCAGAGAUCUCACAAAGGUAAUAUCAGGGCCUCCGCUGGGUUUUUCAUACUUGUCGCCACCCUUUGCGCCAAAUUAAAGAAGUUGGAGCCACUUUUGAGCCAAAGUUCUGAGCCACUUAUUUCUCUCAGUUGGCUGUCAUAGUGUGCAUAGGGAAAUUAAUUAUGUUGAAUAAUUACAUUAAAUAGGAAUAAUAACAAUGUGUAUUGAAUAAUUAUAAAAGUAAAUACAAAAUAAAAACUUUAGUUUCUAAAUUUAAAGUAGAAUAUAACUUAAACUGUCAUGAAAUUUCUAUAAUCCAUACUGUCUUUUAUUUACAUUAUUUUCCAAAAUUUCUGAACAUUUUAAAGAAAUUAGCCAGGAUACCAAUUAAGUCCAUUGACAUUAUGGUUUUGUUUUCAUACCCAUCGUUAAAAUCUUGAUAAUUUUUAACAUGUAAAAUUAAUCUUGAUUUAACUGACGAUUAGAAAAUUAUCUAAAACAUUAGCAAAAAGGAACAAACUUAAUAUGUAUCUUUCGUACUAAUUAAAAAUUCGUCAUACAACUGCAUGUCACAAACAAACAUACAUGUUGGUCUUUUUGUAAAAAUCCAAACACAUUAUGUAUGCCGUAAUUGUCGUUAAUUUUGGUCAAUCCUCGGCAUACUUCAAAUAUACAAGUUGGCAGAUGUUUUUAUAACUGAUUGAUUAUCAAUUCACACAUAUUUAUGCAAUUAUCUUCUCAAAGUGUCACCCAACAUAGCCAAAAACAUCAAUAGCCAAAUCGACAAAUACACCGAUUUUCUUUACAACCAGCGCCUAGGUAAACAUUUGUAUUGAGAACCAAUUCUUGAUCGCUUAUAUCAUUACGGAAAAAAACAUGAACGACCCUAAUAUGGGCCGCUCAUUUUCGCCAAUUCGCAAAAUUAAGCGCCAAAUUCUUAGAAUUAUCGCAAAUGGUGACAUUGGCGAUCAACAGCGUAGGCCCUGUAAUAUACAAAAUAUAGCAUGGUUAUAUUGUAUUUAAAGUUAAACCCAACAGAACAAUAAACAAAUAUUGUAUAAAAUAUAUAUAUAUAUAGAAGUUCACUUACUACAGUAUCACUUUUUUCAGUGUAUAUCCCUUUCUUUUGUCAGUAUUGACCUUCAUGUGACCAGUUACUGACCAAUGAUAUAAGUGGAAUUUUUGAGUCCUAAAAAUAGUACGCUAUAACCCCUUUAUUGCAUGUGAUAUUGAUAUUUAACAGGAAAAAAAAGCUUGGAAAAUGGAAAAAAAGUUCCAAAGUGUCGUAAGUUUAAGUUAGCCAAAAAUAGCAAAGUAAUAGUUUUGAAUUCAUUGAUCUAGAUUCUUUAGUGUACGCCAUCAUAACCCGCCCGCUUAGCUCAGUAGGUAGAGCGUUGGUCUACGGAUCGAGAGGUCGCGAGUUCGAUCCUCGGGCGGGGCGUAUGUUCUCCGUGACUAUUUGAUAAAGGACAUUGUGUCUGACAUCAUUAGUCCUCCACCUCUGAUUCAUGUGGGGAAGUUGGCAGUUACUUGCGGAGAACAGGUUUGUACUGGUACAGAAUCCAGGAACACUAGUUGGGUUAACUGCCCGCCGUUACAUGACUGAAAUACUGUUGAAAAAUGGCGUUAAACCCAAAACAAACAAACAAACAAAUGUACGCCAUCAUGCUGUCAUGUAAUAAUGUGCCAGCAAAAUGUUUACCGUCUGCUGCGUAGAAAUUUUAUGUAGGCAAAUUCACAUGAAACAAACAUUAUUGAAGGUAACUUCCGGUACUGUAGACUGUUUGAGCAGAUACUAACAACUGAGUCAUUGCCGAGGCAUGUGCAAAUGUUGAGGUUGUACAUAUUUGUUACUGCUUCCACAAAGAUUGUAGGAUUGUAGGAUUCUUUUAGAGAUUAAUAUAUUUAUUAUUGAAUCUUGUUUGAACAUGGGUAAAUAUACUGGCUCUUACUUUCUUGAGAAUAUGUUGUAAUGUACUGAGGGAAAUAUUACAUAUAAGCUUCUGUUAAAGGGAAUGACCUCUAGAUUUUGGCUAAAAAUAUCUUUCUUCUAAAUUGAAGUUUAGUCAUACUAUGAACAUUAGAACACGAGUUUUUGUUUCUAAACUAUUUUAAAAAUGCCAAAUCAAGAAAAAAAGUUGACCACACCGGGAAUCGAACUCUGACCACAGUGGCAAUAGAAAAGUUUUCCGCUGUCGCUGCAAAUAGUGCUAUGGAGGAUUUAGUGCUCAAUGCACAUUAAAAAUAGAUAUUUAUAAUUGAGACAGUUAUCCUCGAGUAAUUGAGACAGUUAUCCUCGAGUAAUUGAGACAGUUAUCCUCGAGUAUAGUGUUACAAAUGCUUUUCGAUUUUCAUCGUAAAAAUUAGUAAAAACAACUAAUUCUCAUGCGUUUCCGUAACAUAUAGUCUGUCAGUAAUUAAGUUUCAAAGCAUUCUUAAGAAAUAUAGCAUUAAUUUCCAGAUGAAUAAAAAAAUCUCUUUUUUUUUUUGAUGUCGAACGAUCUGGAGGCAAGUGCCUUUAAAAGCUAUGAAUAAUUGAAGGAGACCAUUUUGCUUUUGUUAUUUGAAAAGAAAAAGUGCAUUUAUAUCAUUGUUUUGUUGUAAAUUUUGUUUUGAGUUCAGUUUUGUUAUGGUUUCAGAAAAUACCUAAAGUUUGUUGCAGCUAGUCAGAAUAUGUAAAUUCAAAAUUAAUAUACUGGUAUUAUCAGGUUUAAAUUUCUUUUAUGCACUGAAGUGGGUGUUCUAUAUGCUGUAUAGAAUGUCUCAAAUUAAUUUGAGCCGUGCCAUGAGAAAACCAACAUAGUGGCUUUGCGACCAGCAUGGAUCCAGACCAGCCUGCGCAUCCGCGCAGUCUGGUCAGGAUCCAUGCUGUUCGCUUUCAAAGCCUAUUGCAAUCAGAGAAACUGUUAGCAAACAGCAUGGAUCCUGACCAGACUGCGCGGAUGCGCAGGCUGGUCUGGAUCCAUGCUGGUCGCAAAGCCACUAUGUUGGUUUUCUCAUGGCAUGGCUCAUUUGAUUUUUCAUUUGUAAUUACUAGCAAAGGAAAGAAUGUUAGUGACAUAAAGCAGGGACUUGUUCCUUUAGGAAAACAUCCAAUUAAAUACAAAUAGAUUAUUAAUUUAUGUAUUUUUCGGCAACCAGUUACAGUUGUCUGUUUUGAAAGACUUUUUAUCCCCCGCCGAUGAAAUCGGGAGGGGGGUAUUGAAGUGGCGUUGUCUGUCCGUCAGUCAGUCCGUCCGUCCGCAGCCAUUUCUCAGUAACUACUUGGUAGAAUUUCAUGAAACUUGAAAUAAACAUGAACCAACAUACUGCGAUGAUGCCCGUCAAGUUUUUUUUUUGAUUGGUCAAUUUCCCUCAGAGUUAUUGCCCUUGAUUUAAUAAAAAAUGUCCGUCUGCAGCCAUUUCUCAGUAACUAACAGGUAGAAUUUCAUCAAAUUUGAAAUAGACAUGAACCAAGAUACUGUGCUGAUGCCCGUUAAGUUUUUUUUUUUGAUUGGUCAAUUUCCCUCAGAGUUAUUGCCCUUGAUUUAAUAAAAAAUGUCCGUCUGCAGCCAUUUCUCAGUAACUAACAGGUAGAAUUUCAUCAAAUUUGAAAUAGACAUGAACCAAGAUACUGUGCUGAUGCCCGACAAGUUUUUUUUUUGAUAGGUCAAUUUCCGUCAGAGUUAUUGCCCUUGAUUUAAUGAAAAAUGUCCGUCUGCAGUCAUUUCUCAGUAACUAGCAGGUAGAAUUUCAUCAAACUUGAAACAGACAUGAACCAAGAUACUGCGACGAUGCCCUUCAAGUUUUUUUUCGAUUGGUCAAUUUUCCAUAUAGUUAUUGCCCUUUAAUUGUUUAAAAAUCCACAGAUCUGUACAUAACAAACCAACCAAUUGGAAGAAUUUCAUUAAACUUCUUUCAUUCUUUUCCAUGAACAUUUAUUAUAAACAUGUGAUGUUGUGUACCUACACCUGGUCACCACCUUACCUUGGUCCACCCCCCAUUUUUUUUUUUUUUUUUUUUUUUUUUUUUUUUUUUUUUUUUUUU